This is a messenger RNA of Saitoella complicata NRRL Y-17804, 1387 nucleotides long. RefSeq names its product CoaE-domain-containing protein. Gene Ontology annotation, biological process: coenzyme A biosynthetic process. The transcript has a single exon. Lineage: Eukaryota; Fungi; Ascomycota; Saitoellomycetes; Saitoellales; Saitoellaceae. The record is from RefSeq and is a predicted model, not a curated record. Gene Ontology annotation, molecular function: dephospho-CoA kinase activity; ATP binding. The coding region runs from base 434 to 1168 and encodes 244 amino acids.
GCCGCGAUGCGAGAAAGAGGGACAGGGAGUGAAUGCUGGCGGAACGAGGCAUUCACCGUUCACAGAAGCAGUGCCAUCGAGGACAGCUCGUAGGCAUUACGCUUGAUGUCUCUGCUGCCCUCCUUUGCCCAGUCAAGCACAGCAAACUUACGCAUAUGCAUACACGACCGGCAGUACUCACUUCUCUGGCCAUGGGCAUUCGCUUAUCACACACAUAUCCUACCCCAGCCAAAAGGGCUCAUGAAUUGCUAUCAGAUGAUACCCUACGCCCCCUAUUCAAUGCGGUUGACCCAUCCUCCUGCUGUGCGUGAAGAUUGCCCAUUUAUGGGGGGUACCUCAAGUGAACGCCAGCGCCGCGGCGACUCCACAACCCCAGUUGACAUCACCGUCGCAAACCAACCUCAAACGCUACAACUACAACACCAGAGUUACAAUGUUAAUCAUCGGGCUAACAGGCGGCAUCGCAACAGGCAAAUCCACCGUCUCAUCCCUCCUCUCCUCACCCCCCAACCCCCUCCCAAUCCUCGAUGCAGACGUCAUCGCCCGCGAAGUAGUUCUCCCCGGCACUCCCGCCUACCGCGCCAUCGUCUCCCACUUCUCACCCACCGUCCCGGACCUCCUUGAAGAUGAUGGGACCCUAAAUCGUGCCGCGUUGGGUCGAGCGGUGUUUGGUGAGAGCGAGGACGCAAAGAGGGAGAGAAAGGUCUUGAAUGGAAUUACGCACCCCGCUGUUAAACGGGCUUUGGUGUGGGGUGUGCUCAAGGCUUGGGUGAGGGGGGAGUGGGCUGUUGUGUUGGAUGUACCGUUGUUGUUUGAGGGUGGGUUGGAUAAGUUUUGUGGGGCGACGGUAUUGGUGGCGUGUGAUCUCAAGAUACAGAAGGAGAGAUUGCUGCAACGGAAUCCACAUCUGAGUGAGGAGGAGGCGGAUCAGCGUAUUGCAUCACAGCUCUCGCUCGAGGAUAAACGCCGACGCGCGAAUAUCGUGAUCGAGAACGACGGAUCUCUUGAAGAUUUGGAGAGGAGUGUGAGAGGUGUGGUGGAGGCGUUGAAGCCGUGGGGGUUGGUAACGUUGAUGGAGUGGUUGAUUCCGGGAUUUGGGUUGUGGAUGGCGGGGAAGGAGUGGUUGAUGAGGAAUUAUUGGAGGGGGGAGCGGAAGGCGAAGUUGUAAACUUGGGAGCUGCGAUGCCUUGGGUUUGGUGGGAAGGGAAGAGGAAAUGUUCGAUAUUGGUGGGGGAGGAUUGGGGUAGAAUGGGAUACAGCCGGUACGAUAGGGAACGAUAGGGAAUGAAAGAAACGAAACCGUGUUCCGAAAAAUCAGAUGCAAUAUACCAUGCUACACACCCAGCCCCAUCAUUUCUCCCUAACUUAGUAGUUACGCCUAUUUGUG